AUGGCACCUGCACCUCUUCGUACACUCGGUAAAAAUGGACCUGCUGUUACGCCAGUCGGCUUGGGUCUAAUGGCCAUCGGAGCUCACUAUGGGGCUCCGUCUACCCAAGAAGAAGUAGACACGCUCUUGACCCAUGCCGUAAAAGUUGGUGCGAGGUUCUGGGACACAUCCGAUGUGUAUGGCGAUUCCCAGAACAAGAUUGGGAAUUGGCUCGCCCAUAACUCCGACCAGCGCAAGAACAUCUUCCUCUGCACGAAAUACGGCUACUGCCGCCUCCCCACCGAGAACACCUUCUCCGGUGCCUGCUCCGACCCAGCAUACGUCCCGCAAGCCCUCGAAGCCUCGCUCGCCGCGCUCCAGACGGAUUACAUCGACCUCUACUACCAGCACCGCGUUGACCCAAAGGUGCCCAUUGAGGUCGUCCUCGAGUCGUUGAGGCCAGCAGUCGAGAGCGGGAAGGUCCGCUGGCUUGGGCUCUCGGAGUGUAGUGUUGACACAUUGAAACGCGCGAAGAAGGUGAAAGGGCUGGGGGAGAAGGUCAUUGCGGUGCAGUUGGAGUAUAGCCCGUUCACGUUGGAUGUGGAGAAGAAUGGGAUGGCGGACGCGUGCAAGGAGCUUGGUGUCAGUUUGGUCGCAUACAGUCCAUUGGGAAGAGGGUUGGUCAGUGGAAGGUACCGGUCUCGAGCUGACUUGGACCCCCAAGACGGGCGUCUCUGGCUGCCCCGUUUCUCAGAGGAGAACUUCCACAAGAACCUCCUCAUCGUCGACAAGCUUAAGGCCGUCGCCGACAGGAUCGGCUGCACCCCAUCCCAAGUUACUCUUGCUUGGAUCCUUGCCGAACAUCCCGACUGGGCUGUCAUCCCUGGCAGCCGUUCCAUCGACCGCCUCGAAGAGAACACGAAGGCCAGUGAAGUCGUCUUGUCGCCGGAGGAUGUCAAGCAUCUCCGCAAGCUGGUAGAGGAGGCUGAGGUCGCUGGGAAUCGGUACAUGGAUAGUCUCAUGGGCGAGACGUAUGCGAACUCGUUGCCGCUUGCUGAGUGGAGGGUGUGA
Messenger RNA from Cyclocybe aegerita, 1050 nucleotides. NCBI's taxonomy places the organism in Eukaryota, Fungi, Basidiomycota, Agaricomycetes, Agaricales, Hemipholiotaceae. The record is from the annotation of a GenBank genome assembly.